Molecule: messenger RNA, 498 nt
Organism: Cryptosporidium ubiquitum
Lineage: Eukaryota; Apicomplexa; Conoidasida; Eucoccidiorida; Cryptosporidiidae
Exons: 1
Coding region: 1-498 (165 amino acids)
Source: RefSeq, a predicted model, not a curated record
AUGGAUUUAUCUGAUAGUUUUGACAUAGCAAAACAAUCUGGUGUUAGGGGAGGGGCUGAACAAUUUAAUUGGGACAGUCUAAGAUCGAUUCCUAGGAAAGAAAGGGAACACUAUCUUGGUCAUAGUUUGCAUUACAAUCGUUCUAGAGAGAAGAGCAGAUUUAAGAGGAAUGAUUGGUACAGCAAACUUUAUAAAUCAAAACCCGAGCAAAAAAGUGCUUCAGAAUUUCAGAAUGAGCGUGAACGUAUAAUUAACAAAGAGCAAAAAAUUAUGAAUAAACUACUCGGAAUUCCAGACAAUACCGAAAGUAGCGAAUACAUAAAAGAUGAGAGUUCCAAGCCAGAUAAAAGUUCAGGUACUAAUAUUCAAGAAUUUCAAGAAAUUCAUAUAAGUGAUGAAAAAGGAAAUAGAGAACGAAUUCAUAUAAAUAAGAAGGAAUUUUGUAAAAACCCCAAGAGAAUAAAAAGAAGGUCUUUUAGUAGAUCUCUAUCAUUUUGA